Messenger RNA from Rangifer tarandus platyrhynchus (Svalbard reindeer), 555 nucleotides. The record is from the annotation of a GenBank genome assembly. NCBI's taxonomy places the organism in Eukaryota, Metazoa, Chordata, Mammalia, Artiodactyla, Cervidae.
AUGGCAGGGAACUUUUGGCAGAGCUCCCACUAUUUACAAUGGAUUUUGGAUAAACAAGAUCUGUUGAAGGAACGCCAAAAGGAUUUAAAGUUUCUCUCAGAAGAAGAGUAUUGGAAAUUACAGAUAUUUUUUACAAAUGUUAUCCAAGCAUUAGGUGAACAUCUUAAAUUAAGACAACAAGUUAUUGCCACUGCUACGGUCUAUUUCAAGAGAUUCUAUGCAAGGUAUUCUCUGAAAAGUAUAGAUCCUGUAUUAAUGGCUCCUACAUCUGUGUUUUUGGCAUCCAAAGUAGAGGAAUUUGGAGUAGUCUCAAAUACAAGAUUGAUUGCUGCUGCUACUUCUGUAUUGAAAACUAGAUUUUCAUAUGCCUUUCCAAAGGAAUUUCCUUAUAAGAUGAACCAUGUAUUAGAAUGUGAAUUCUGUCUUUUAGAAUUAAUGGAUUGUUGCUUGAUAGUGUAUCAUCCUUAUAGACCUUUGCUCCAGUAUGUGCAGGACAUGGGCCAAGAAGACAUAAAGAUGCCAGACAGUGGUUUGCUGAGCUUUCUGUGGAUAUGA